Messenger RNA from Dovyalis caffra, 1896 nucleotides. Lineage: Eukaryota; Viridiplantae; Streptophyta; Magnoliopsida; Malpighiales; Salicaceae. The record is from the annotation of a GenBank genome assembly.
AUGUUCUCUGCCACUCGCCUUCGCCGCAUAGGCGCUGCUGCCCUUGUUACCGCAACCGCUGCCGCUGUUGGCGGCUCCAUCAUUCUAUCUCCAAACAUCUCCUCCAGCGACCGCGGCUCUGGACCCGCAUUCGAGGCCGUUAGGAGCAGAAUCAAUGAUCCUCACGCUACCGUUCCGUCGAGAGCAGUUCAAGAGGCAGCUUUGAUUGGAGCUAGUCAAGCUAAUCCUCUUGACAUUCUCAUCGUCGGUGGUGGCGCCACCGGCAGCGGUGUCGCUCUCGAUGCCGUGACUCGUGGACUUCGUGUUGGCCUUGUUGAACGCGAGGAUUUCUCUUCUGGCACGUCUUCAAGGUCUACUAAGCUAAUUCAUGGAGGAGUUCGUUACUUGGAGAAAGCUGUAUUUAAUCUUGACUAUGGACAAUUGAAGCUAGUCUUCCAUGCGCUCGAGGAGCGCAAACAGGUUAUUGAGAAUGCACCUCAUCUGUGCCAUGCUCUGCCAUGCAUGACACCCUGUUUUGAUUGGUUUGAGGUGGUGUAUUAUUGGGCUGGCUUGAAAAUGUAUGAUUUGGUCGCAGGAGGGCGGUUGUUACAUUUGUCUCGAUAUUAUUCUGCUAAAGAGUCUAUUGAUUUAUUCCCUACUCUUGCGAAGAAGGGUAAGGAUAGAAAUUUGAGGGGCACAGUGGUGUAUUAUGAUGGGCAGAUGAAUGAUUCAAGAGUCAAUGUUGGUUUGGCUUGUAGUGCUGCAUUGGCCGGAGCAGCAGUGCUCAACCAUGCAGAAGUUAUUUCAUUUCUAAAAGACGAGGCUACCGGGAGAAUAAUUGGUGCACGGAUUCGGGACAAUUUCUUAGGCAAAGAGUUUGAUACCUAUGCAAAAGUUGUUGUGAAUGCGGCUGGCCCAUUUUGUGACUCUGUAAGGAAAUUGGCCCACAAAGAGGCACCAAGCAUGAUCUGUCCUAGCAGUGGUGUACAUAUUAUUCUUCCUGAUUAUUAUUCUCCAGAGGGAAUGGGCUUGAUUGUUCCCAAAACUAAGGAUGGUCGUGUUGUUUUCAUGCUGCCAUGGUUGGGAAGAACUGUUGCUGGUACAACAGAUUCCAACACUGUCAUCACUCCACUUCCGGAACCACAUGAGAAUGAGAUUCAGUUUAUACUUGAUGCGAUCUCUGAUUACCUUAGUGUUAAGGUAAGGCGCACAGAUGUUCUUUCAGCUUGGAGUGGUAUUCGCCCAUUGGCUAUUGAUCCAUCAGCAAAGAGCACCGAAAGCAUCUCUAGAGAUCAUGUUGUAUGCGAAGACUAUCCAGGCUUGGUAACAAUCACUGGUGGUAAAUGGACCACUUACCGAAGCAUGGCAGAAGAUGCUGUUGAUGCAGCUGUUAAGUCUGGAAAGUUAAGUCCAACAAAUGGAAGUUUAACUCACAAGCUGAAGCUGAUGGGUGGAGAAGGAUGGGAACCUUCAUCAUUUACAGUUCUUGCUCAACAAUAUGUACGCAUGAAGAAGACAUAUGGUGGCAAAGUUGUCCCUGGUGCAAUGGACACUGCUGCAGCUAAGCACUUAUCUCAUGCAUAUGGUACAUUGGCUGAACGAGUGGCUGCCAUUGCUCAGAACGAAGGUCUGGGGAAGAAGCUUGCCCAUGGAUACCCUUUUAUAGAAGCCGAGGUUGCCUAUUGUGCCCGGAAUGAGUACUGUGAAUCAGCUGUUGAUUUCAUUGCUAGAAGAUCACGGCUUGCUUUCUUGGACACUGAUGCUGCUGGUCGGGCCUUGCCACGCAUCAUCGAGAUACUGGCCGCUGAACACAAUUGGGAUAAGUCAAGGCAGAAACAAGAAUCAGAGAAGGCCAAAGAAUUUUUGGAAACUUUUAAAUCUUCUAAAAAUGCUCAGUUCUAUGAUGGGAAGCACUGA